Molecule: messenger RNA, 759 nt
Organism: Ruditapes philippinarum (Manila clam)
Lineage: Eukaryota; Metazoa; Mollusca; Bivalvia; Venerida; Veneridae
Product: L-xylulose reductase-like
Exons: 1
Coding region: 1-759 (252 amino acids)
Biological process (GO): xylulose metabolic process; glucose metabolic process
Molecular function (GO): carbonyl reductase (NADPH) activity; L-xylulose reductase (NADPH) activity
Source: RefSeq, a predicted model, not a curated record
AUGGCUUUUAAUCUUGCAGGAAAAAAGUUUCUUGUUACUGGUGCUGGGCGGGGAAUUGGUCGACAGCUCUCUAAAACCCUAAGUGAACAAGGGUGUAAAGUUUAUGCACUGAGUAAGACUAAAGAAACGUUGGACAGUCUAGCAGCAGAGUGUGAUAACGUUAAAACAAUACAUGCCGAUGUUGGUGUAUGGGAGGAAACGAGGGAAAAACUAAAAGACAUAGAAGUACUAGAUGGUCUUGUCAACAAUGCAGCGUACGUCGGCGAAAACCUAAUUCCAGCUUUGGAUGUAUCUAAAGAAUAUUUAACCAAGAUUAUCAACGCAAACUUGUUAGGAACAAUAAAUACUUCCCAGAUAAUCGGACGAAAAAUGGUGGACGCAAAGAAACCGGGUUCUAUUGUGAACAUAUCAAGCAUAUGGUCGUUGCAGGCUGUGCCAGAAAAUAUGCCGUACACGGUCUCGAAGUGUGCAAUUGACAUGGUAACUAAACAAUUUGCGUUGGAACUAGGACCGUUCAAUAUACGCGUAAAUGCUGUGAAUCCUACCCUUGUAUUAACAGAGAGCAUCAAAAAGCAAAUUGAAGAAGGCUUGCCUUUAGACAAACUUUUCUUAGAUAAAACACCUUUACAAAGAAUACCGGAAAUUAGUGAAAUCAUCAACCCUAUUUUGUAUCUCCUCAGUGAGUACUCUUCAAUGGUUUCCGGAACUAUUAAUAUCGUCGACGGAGGGUUGAUGUCUUCGUUUACCACUAAAAUGUGA